AUUUUGUGAAAAAAUAUUUCUAAAAUAUUAUUUGAACCUGAAUAACUGUCAAAACUUUAAAUUAGGAUCGAUGAAAAUGUGUGAUAAAGAAAGUUUGAAAAAGCUUCUAUCAAACGCGAUUCCGUUGCUAUGUAAGAACGGAUUGCCGAUGCACUCGUCGUUCCGUAUUGACGCCAUGAUCGGAAUCACGAUCGGCAGUGCCGAUGCUUCAACAUUAAUCUGCUUCUCCGAAACCAUAACUCCUAAUUGCGAACCUUCCCUCUUGGAAUACGCCCAACAGAUUGAUUCUGAUGAGUUCUCCAUUUCCCACCACCAUCAUAACAAUUCAAGCUUCAACAUCAAUAGGUGCGUUGACGACGACGAAAGUGAACAGAACUCGUCAGCUGCGUUAAAUAAUAGUAACGAAGAGUGCUUCGUUGAUGUUCCCAUAAAACCAGAGCCUGCUGAUAUUGAAGAAUUAGCGCCACAAAAUCAUUCUUUACCAUUGCAAAGAAAUAAACGUAACAAUGUUAAUUCCAGAAGAUCAAAAUCCUCAAGUGUCAACUACACAACAAAUGAUUACAACAACACUAUAGAGAAUCAGUCCAAUCAACAUUACACCCAAGUAAAGCAAGAGCUGAUAGACAUAGCAGAUGAUGACCAUGUAAAAGAUACAAGUGGAGGGGGUGCAGAUGUUGAGAACAACCAGUCGUACGAUCACCACCUUCAAAAUAAUGAGUACAAUCAAAGCCUGUCAAAUGUUACUGAUUGGAAUGCUUCACAAAAUGAUUGGAACAAUGGAAACACUGAGUUCCAGCAGGAGCAAAUGACUGGCUAUUCCAAUAGGGUUAUAAAGCACAGUGUUAAAAAUAAAAAAUCAAACAAAAGAUUCGAUGGACAGAAAUUGAAUGUUACAGAUGCCAUGACGAUUGAUGCUUCGGCUUUCAUUGACACAACCAACCAGGCAGCUUCGGGUUCGACUGCGGACUACAACAAUCUCAUGCAAGACAUCUGUGAAUUUGUAAUGAGUCAGUCGCAGAAGAUCACAGACAAAUCAAAACCUCAGUCCCGAACUUGCCACAUCUGCCACGCCACACUCAGCAACCCACUCUCUCUUAAGAAUCACAUCCAGGGUACACAUUUGGCAUUGAAAUUGAGGCGAUGUAACUUAUGCGGGGAAACUUUUAAAUGGACGAUGCAAUUGGCCCGACACAAAAAACGUGUGCAUGGGGGUGGGACCUAUUUAAACGUUUAUAACGUUUAAGUUGAUUUAAUGUUUAAACGUUUAUUAUGUUUAAAAUGCGAUUUUGUUUGUUGUUAAGUUGUUACAUAUUCAUAUUUAUAUAUCAGUGCUAAAGUAAAUCUGUUGAAAAAUUGUUAGAGAAGUUGGUCAUUAGUACAGACACGAAAUUUGUUAUAGGUUGAUUGAUAUAAUCCCAUCGAUGUUAGUCAACAAGUCAUAUCUUGUCAUUUAAAAUAAGUUUAUAUUUCAUCUGUUAACAAAUUUUUUAGUUUAUUUAUUGUUUUAAAAUUUUGAAUAAACGAAAACUGUCUGUAUAUUUGCUCCUUGUUUUUUGUUCCUAAUUGGUAUUACUUUCCACAAACAAAGUCAUGCUUAUGUUACUUGUUCGUCAGGCGAGAUUUCAUCAUUGAUUCAUUUAUUUAUAUUAAGUACCCUUAUUGAUUUGUAUAUAAGAAAAAUAUGUCUAACAUUCACCAUGCUAGAUGAAGUAACUGUUACGUAUGAUGUUAAUAAUUUCAAUCAAACGACAUGCAGAUUACAUGAUUUGUAGCUAUACUUUCUAUUUUUUAGUUUUUCAUUUUAUAAUUUUUUUUUCCUUAUCCUUUUUUGUAUUUUCAGUCAAAUUAAUCCACUAGAAACCAUUGAUAAUUUGCCUAAAAAAACACCAAUUUCCUACUAUUUA
Molecule: messenger RNA, 1904 nt
Organism: Helobdella robusta
Lineage: Eukaryota; Metazoa; Annelida; Clitellata; Rhynchobdellida; Glossiphoniidae
Exons: 2
Coding region: 71-1243 (390 amino acids)
Source: RefSeq, a predicted model, not a curated record